AUGAUUGCCCUGACAUAUGCCCCCAUCUCUUCCCUGUUUCUCUCUCCCUUUGUAGCUCUGUUUUUGCUGGAUAACGAAUGGACUUUCGUCAACCAUGGCGCCUUUGGAGCGGCCAAUCGGUUGUCGUUCGAAACCGCUCAGAAAUGGCAGAGAUACUUGACCUACCUACCUAUCCUCCCUACCUAUCUUAGACCUACCUCUAUCUUCUCUACCAAUCGUAGACCUACCUACCUAUCGUAUACCUACCUACCUAUCGAGAGUCAACCGUUGCGCUACAUAGACCGAGUGCUUCUCCCGCAAAUGGCUCAUGUCACCCGACUACUCGCACAACACGUAGGAACGGAUGCCUGUGAUCUCGGUCUGCUACCAAACGCCACUUCUGGGCUCAACGCCGUCUUCCAACGCAUACCACUCACUGCCGAAGACUCCCUGUUUAUCCUGAGCCUAUCGUAUGGUUCAGUUAAAAAAAUGGCCAAAGAGUCCUGUCGUCGCACGGGGGCGGAGUACUGUGAAGCGCAAAUUACGUUCGCACAUAACUCAUCGACCAUUGAUUUUGUGGCGUUGGUUGAGCGAGAGUUGCCCGUCAAUGCAAAGGUGGCUGUGUUUGAUCACGUGACCAGCAACACGGCCAUUAUUCUGCCAAUCCAGGAAUUAACGGAUCUGUGCCACAGGAGGGGGUGCCUGGUGGUAGUCGACGGUGCGCACGGUUUAGGGCAAUUUGACCUGAACCUGAGAUCGCUGGGUGCAGAUGUGUAUAUAUCGAACUGCCACAAAUGGUUCACUUGUCCGAAAGGCAUAGGCUUUGUCCGGGCCACAGCAGAGGUCCAAAAAUGGCUUCGACCGGUCAUUAUAUCGCACGGGUGGGGCAAGGGGUUUGUGAGCGAGUUCAUGUGGCAGGCCACAUCUCUGGCUCAAAAGUGGAAAUCGCAGACGCUUGUCCCUUUGGAGAUGUCCGGUUUGAUGGCACUAAUCCAAAUUCCAACUUUAGAUCGCAAGCUCAGUGAUAUAGACGGGAACGCGGUACAGGACGCCAUGCACUUCAGAUUCCAAAUCGAAUGUCCGGUGAAGUUCAUCGAUGGUCAGCUUUAUGUUCGGAUAUCUUCGCACUGCUACAAUACGAGGCAUGACUACGAUAAAUUGGCAGCGGCGGUUCUGUGUCUGGUAAAAGAUCUAAAGAUCGAUUGA
Molecule: messenger RNA, 1185 nt
Organism: Sphaeroforma arctica JP610
Lineage: Eukaryota; Ichthyosporea; Ichthyophonida
Exons: 10
Coding region: 1-1185 (394 amino acids)
Source: RefSeq, a predicted model, not a curated record